CAUAUAUUAAUGCAUGAGCACCAUCUUCAUUCACUACUAAUUCAUAUAAUGAAGUAUUUCUACAACAUCUUCGUGUUAUGGAUUUUGUUAGUUACGCUGGAUAAAUGUUUAACCACGGAGGGUCUAGGCGUGAAUUGGGGGACGCGAGCAAGUCAUCCACUUCCACCUGAUAUUGUAGUGAAGUUGUUAAAAGAGAACGGAUUCAAUAAAGUAAAGUUGUUUGAAGCAGAUCCAGGAGUGUUGAAGGCAUUGGGUAGAUCAGGUGUUCAAGUUAUGGUUGGGAUACCUAAUGACUUGUUAGCACCAUUGUCCGCUAGUGUUCGAAAUGCUGAACAAUGGGUGCAACAAAAUGUUUCAUCAUUUAUUUCUAAGAAUGGGGUCGAUAUCAGGUACGUUGCUGUGGGAAAUGAGCCUUUUUUGAAAGACUACAAAGACACAUUCGUUAACACAACCUAUCCUGCCCUCCAAAAUGUUCAAGCAGCUCUUAUCAAAGCAGGCCUUGGUCGACAAGUGAAGGUUACGGUUCCAAUUAAUGCUGAUGUGUAUGAAACGGACACUGGAGUCCCCUCCGGUGGAAAUUUUAGAUCAGACAUUCAUGGUCUCAUGAUGAAAAUCGUCAAAUUCCUAAGUGAUAACGGAGGUCCUCUCACCAUUAACAUCUACCCGUUCCUUAGCCUCUACGCAGAUCCUCAUUUCCCAAUUGACUUCGCAUUUUUCUCAGGAACAUCAUCUCCUGUUGUGGAUGGGUCCAUAUCAUACACUAAUGUAUUCGAAGCUAAUUAUGAUACUCUUGUUUGGGCUCUAGAGAAAAAUGGAUUCGGGUCAUUACCUAUAAUUGUUGGAGAAAUUGGUUGGCCAACUGAUGGAGAUUCCAAUGCAAAUAUCGAGUAUGCUAAGAAGUUUAAUCAAGGUCUACUAGACCGAAUUAGCCGUGGCAUAGGUACCCCUAAACGUCCUACGCCACCAGACAUUUACCUUUUCGGCCUCGUGGAUGAAGACACCAAGAGCAUCCAACCAGGUAAUUUCGAGAGACAUUGGGGAGUGUUUUACUAUGAUGGAGCUAUCAAGUACCAACUAAAUUUAGGUAACAACCAAAGUUUGAAAGCAGCAAAAGGCGUUCGAUAUUUAGCUAGGAAAUGGUGUGUGAUGGCUCCUAAUGCUAAUGUUAUGGACCCUAACUUACCAGAUAGUAUCAACUAUGCUUGUAGUUAUGCAGAUUGCACGAGUCUUGGAUAUGGUUCAUCAUGUGGUGGAUUGGAUGUUAAGAGCAAUGCUUCCUACGCGUUUAAUAUGUACUACCAAACGAUGAAUCAACAGAAGGGGUCGUGUGAAAGGUUUCACAAUUUAUCGGUCAUUACAACGAUUGAUCCAUCUCCAUCCUCCUCUAAUUUUGGACGAACCUCUUCUAAUUGUCGAUUUGAGAUCAUGAUUGAUGUGGGGAGGCAUGAGACGAGGGUAAAUCCAGGAACGUCUUCGGCUACAAAGAUCAAACAUUUUUCUCUUGUUUUAUUGGUACUAGUAUUCAUGUUGCACUACUAAAAUACAUGUAUCUAUCUGCAUUAGGUGAUGGGAUACACAUUUAAAAGUUACAUGUAUAGUGAUGUGAUCUCUUGUUCUGUUCUACAAGAAAUAAUAUCUCAAGUUUUAUAUGUUUACA
Molecule: messenger RNA, 1657 nt
Organism: Solanum lycopersicum (tomato)
Lineage: Eukaryota; Viridiplantae; Streptophyta; Magnoliopsida; Solanales; Solanaceae
Product: glucan endo-1,3-beta-glucosidase 5-like
Biological process (GO): carbohydrate metabolic process
Cellular component (GO): plasma membrane
Molecular function (GO): hydrolase activity, hydrolyzing O-glycosyl compounds
Source: RefSeq, a predicted model, not a curated record